Messenger RNA from Lytechinus pictus (painted urchin), 480 nucleotides. RefSeq lists its product as uncharacterized. NCBI's taxonomy places the organism in Eukaryota, Metazoa, Echinodermata, Echinoidea, Temnopleuroida, Toxopneustidae. The transcript has a single exon. Bases 1 to 480 code for a protein of 159 amino acids. The record is from RefSeq and is a predicted model, not a curated record.
AUGAAUGAAUCUAAAACAGACAUAGUUCACUUCUCAUCACGUUUUCGGCCCUCACCUGAAUCAGUGUCUGUUGCUAUUGGAAACCAGGUAGUUGAAUCAUCCUCCCACGCAAGAAACCUUGGAUGCAUAAUGGAUCGCCAUCUUAUGAUGAAAGAACAUGUUGCAGCAGUCUGUCGCUCUGCCAUGAUUGCUAUUCGAAGAAUAGGACAGAUCAGACAAUACCUUACGACCCAAGCGACGCAGGCCUUGGUCCAUGCCUUCAUUACCAGCAGACUUGACAACAACAAUAACAGUCUCCUUUUUGGACUUCCGCAAAAUCUCAUCUCUCAGCUACAAAGAAUACAGAACACUGCUGCUAGAAUUGUCAAUAAAGUCCUUCGAAAACAGGAUAUAUCCAAAUCACUCAAGCAACUGCACUGGCUACCAGUAGAGAAGCGUAUUAUCUUCAAAAUCCUCGUCAUAACAUUCAAGAGCAUCUAA